UUUUGUAUUGCAAUAUUAAUUCAGUAAUAUAAAAAUUUGAUUGUUUAUGAAAAUUGUGAGUGUGUGUGUGUGUAAGAGUUAAUGACAAAAAUUGUUGACACAACAUCCACCGGAAAAACAUAUACGAGCAUUACAGGAUAUACACCCUUCUUUUUUUUCGACUGAUGGUAGACUUUGAACAACCAAAACAAAAGACUUUACAUCAAAACCUCACAAUAAAGUGAAGUCAACUUACUCUAUUUCAACGCAAACAGGUAAAGGAAAAAUACCUGCCAACGAUAACAACAUCUGUGAAUUGCAAGAAAAGCAUUGCACAUACCUGCAACAAUACAAGUUGCAACAAAGCCUAUACAAGAAGCCAAUUCAACUAAAACCAAACUACAAAGAUCUAUUCCACAAUUACCAACUUGGACUAUACACGCACUUUGUCCAGACUUCUAGUUACAAGCAAACUUCUUUAGUCAUUCAAAACCGGCUUGAAAUAUAUUUUACUUUUUGUCUAUAGUGGUUCCCCAGAUCUUUGUUAAUUUGAAAGAAAAAAAAACUACGUCAUUGAUCCGGAUAAUUAGUAUCUAGGUACACGCGCACUCAACGAAUAUUUACUCUAAUCACUAAAAUAAUAGGUACCUAUCAUUAUUUAAAUUAUCAAUCAACUUAACAUGCAGCGUGCGCCUGUUUUAUAAGCUACAAAACAAAAGUUCACACGUUCCCGGACUUGGGAAAAGUCGAAACAAAAACAAUUACCAAAGUUAUCAGUGAGACAAAAAAAGUAAAUAAGACACUAAUCCACAAUGAAAUCUAGAAUUUAGUUCAAUGCUGAUCAAUUUAAAUACAAAGAUUGAAACUAUCUAUACAUUUACAUCAUAAGACAAAAAAAAACAACACAAAACAGUACAAAAGCCAAUAGACCCUCAAUAGUCUUUAUAUUUACCUAAAUCCCUAAUAAAUUGAUUGUGCAUAUCAAAUCAAAAAUACAAAGCAAAUACUAUCCCACACAAAAUGUGACAAUAAUAAUUUAAUAACACAGUCAUAGUUUUUUAUUAAUUUAUUAAAACAAUUUUAUAAUCAUUCUUCAAAAUACUCAAAUUGAUACUAAACUGAUUCACUCAAUUCUGCAGUGUGAUGAGGUGUCUUUCCACUCGAAAGAGAUCUCACGGAAAAUCGUCGGUCCCACAUAAUAUAUUUACCACAAAUACAAACAAACAAAAAACUAAAAGAUAUUUUGAAAUUCACCACACCAUCAGAUACAAAAUCCAAAGAAAACCCAAAACACUGAGUUAGGAAAAUAUAUCACCAUCACCAUAAGCGCACCUUUUUCCAUGCUCUUUUACUCUCCGCGUUUCUCUUAGGCACUCCGAAAUGCUCCUAAAGAGAUAUCCACAAAACUUAAAGAGCAAAAAAUAGAGCGCACAGAUACAUUUUUUACAAAGAAAGAAAAACGAUCUUCGCGUCGAUUGAAAACGAAAUAUACCCAACGCUCCGGAGAUUCACAAAGUUCAUACAGACAGUCGGAGACGCUCGCUUGUAUGUCUUUAUUUAUAAAUAAAUAAUUUUUUUGCAGUCUCGCGAUAUAUAUUUCUUGAGGGAAAUUGCUUGAAAAACGAACAGUUGUGACUACAACGCUCAAGAGUGAAGAUCUGUUUCGCUUCGCGGAUUCUAACAAUCAGACAAAAUAAAAAAAAAACAAGAAAUACAAAAGUUCGGCUUAUUUGAAAAAAGAUACACACUCUUUGCGGAAGAUACAAUUUAACACAUUUUUCAAUUUCGACAAACAAAACUAACUAAAAACUAAACAUUGAAAAAAGAUCUAAAAACUCGGUACGGUUUCAUCGUGUAUAUAAAUAGAAACAUAAAAUAUUUUAACUGAAGAUCGUCUAGUGACUUAAAGAUACAAAAGAAACAAAAAAAAAAACAAGUAUCUUGUAGAUACAAGACGUUGUCCUAAAUAAAAAUCUCGGUUCGAAUGCAACAGAAAAUCACGAUCAUACGAUCAUACCUCUAUACCUGCUUUAUCGAUCGACAGAGUUAAAACUAGUGUUGAAAUUUUUGUAUUUUAUUUUACAAAUAAAGUGAAUAGCUAAUGAAGGUGAUGAUGAUUAUUAUUAUUAACAAAAAUUAAUCACAUGUAUUUUAAUUUUAAUGAAAAAUUAACUUAAAAAAGACGAAGAAAAAUCGAAAGAGAGAACAAAUAAAAAAAACUAACCAAACCAGUGCCAAUUUUUAACCAAAUAAGAAAAAGUAAGAAAAAAUAAGAAGUGAUCAAAAGUGAUCUUGAGUGUAAAUUUCGUGCAAAAUAAAAAAUGUCCACAAGUUGGGCUCGAAAAAUUAAACAACUAAUGCGAAUAAAUAUAUUAAAUAUAGUAUCGUCAUAUGCAGUGAUUUCACAGAUACAUUAUUAAGAUACUUAACAUUAAAACUUCAAAAGUUUAUAUCGGGUUGAAUUAAAAAUUGUGAAAAAAAUAAAAUAUUAUAAAACCCGGAAAUAAUAUACCAACCAACCAAAAAAGAAUCUCAUAAACAAAAAGAGAAAUCCAAAGACAAAAAUCAAAAAUCAAAAAAUAUUCAUCGAAAAAAUAAAAAAAAAAACAUCAUAUUUAUAGCCAAUAUUAAAAAGUAGUAUUAUUAUGUACAAAUAUGGCAAUAGACUUUUUAAUUUUUGGUUUACUCUUGAUAUCGUUCACAAUAAAUCUGCUGGCAUUAGGUGCAUUCUGGGUGACACCAGGGUUACGAACAACGGCUAAUCGUUUUGUAAUAAAUUUAUUAAUUAUUAAUUUAAUUGGUUGUUGUAUAUUAGCACCUACAUUAUUUUUAACUGGAAAUAUGUCGGCGGCCACAGUGCAAACAGUAGAUGAUAGCUCAGAUAUCAUCACAACAAAAGGAAGUCCUACUGAUUAUCAUCGAUUGACCAUACACAGAAAUCAGAUGAAUGCAGAGGAAGUGACAAUUGAUGAGGAGGCGGUUCGAAAUGGUAGCGAACUUUCGGAGACAAUAUUCAAGUGCAAUUCAAGCUAUUGUGAACAGCUGACAAUUGACGACGAAAGAUGGAGACAAAUUGUGAUAACCCAAAUCGAUGGGAAGACGUACAAUAAUGUGAUAGUAGAUCCUAGUGUCCGAACUAGAGAUAAGCCUAGAAUAGUGGAGUCUACAUCAAUGAUGCGGUGUUGGUCGAUUGACCUGGCAGCGGCAUUGGGAGCGUUAUCGGUGCUCUUGGUAGUCGGCGAUACAUGGAUGGCUGUGACAGAUCCGCUGCGUUAUCACAGUCGCAUAUCGGGAGUGAAGGCGUGGGUUCUGAUCGCUAUGACCUGGGCCUUGGGAAUUCUCUUCGGAGUGAUGUCAGCCUUUAGGGAGAUCAACUUUGAGUAUACAACAGUGAUUGGAAAGCAGAAACGAUACGCUCUACCGGAACAGGUAGAGGUGUUUAGUAUGACAACGAGCACAAUAUUCAGUAUGAUCUUUGCGAGUAUUUACUUCAUUGUGAUUAUCCUACUGCCAUUUGGAUUUGUCUGUGGUAUGUACUGGAGAAUAUUCUCAGAAGCCAAAGAAAAUGGCCUGAGAAUCCGUCAGAAUGGUUCAUCGCCAUUGCUUCAGAGUGCAACUAACCUUUCCCACAGUCAUAAUCAGGGAAAUACACAUUUGCUGGUGCAGCGGAAUUCCAUAUCGGGGGCAUCGACAAAUGGUGGUUUGCACAUGCAGAUCGAUCAUAAAAGAAACCGGAGGGAGUCAACAGUGACGAUCGCUGAAACCGAGAAACCCAUGAGACGAAAUUCGUCUACACCACCUCUACCUCCAACGACAGCGACAGCGGCCCUAGCUCCUCUAUCCGAGCCCGAAAAAACUUCGAUUGGAGAAAGAAAUCCAACGAGCAUAUUGUUAACUUUGUCAAGUGCCAGUGGAGAAAUCAAGCGAAACUACUCAGUACGUCAGUUGCCCCUACUCGGACGAUCUUCUCAGGAUCUUUUAGCAGCUGACAGACUUCAUGCCAUUCGCCAGAUACACUCCACACCAAAUCUCCAAAAGUACAACCAGGGACAUCGGAACUCCUUGACCGGUUUCGAUGCAGCUUCCCGCCAGCGUUAUGUGCCUCAUCAGGCUCUACAAAUCCCAACAAUCCAUGCCUCGCCAAAGGCUCUCAGCUACAUGACAUCCAUUCGACACCGGCUCUCGAAUGCUUCAUCGCUUUUCAAGUAUCGCGAUGAGUCGCGUGCCGCUCGCAUCAGUAUUCUAGUCGUUAUUAUGUUUCUUGUAUCCUACCUGCCCUAUGGCCUCCUGGUAUUACUCCAAGGACGUCUAAUCGAUAACUUUCCUCACUCAACUCAGCUAGCAGUCUUUAUGAUUCUACUUGCCAAUCUCACUUCACCGUUUAUCUUCGCUUAUAGGAAUAAGCGCGUUCGCCGUGGCGUCACUCGCCUCUUCGGCUUGGAUGCCCGUUCCCGAGAGCGUCGCUUACAACGUGGUAAAGGUGGCUUCCUUCGCUAUGGCACCAAAGCCAGUAUUAGUGUUAAACGUAGCAGUAGCAAAGUGUCUUCAUAUUCAAUGAACUCAUGUAAAUAUCUAACACCAAUUCUUAGGCACACAAAUAAUAGUUUAAAAAAUAGUAGUUACACUAAUGAAGCUAAGAAAAACUCAAAAACAUCAGAUACAUUCCUAACGAAUGCGGCAGCGGUUAAUUGGUUUCAAAAUUCAUCGAUCCAAAAGAGCACCAUUUUGGAGAACAUCGUUGUCGACACCACAGUUCACAUCCAACCUGAGGACGGCGUCGACGAGAAAUGUUCUAUUUUCAAAAUGUUCUGCCAGAGUUCGCGUAAUUUAAGUUGUGCCACACAAUCCUGCACAGCAGAACCAACGGAAGUUUAGUAAGAACUUACAAAAACA
This is a messenger RNA of Eupeodes corollae, 4872 nucleotides long. RefSeq lists its product as uncharacterized. Gene Ontology annotation, cellular component: membrane. Bases 2635 to 4854 code for a protein of 739 amino acids. Lineage: Eukaryota; Metazoa; Arthropoda; Insecta; Diptera; Syrphidae. The transcript is spliced from 3 exons. Gene Ontology annotation, biological process: adenylate cyclase-activating adrenergic receptor signaling pathway. Gene Ontology annotation, molecular function: G protein-coupled receptor activity; dopamine neurotransmitter receptor activity, coupled via Gi/Go. The record is from RefSeq and is a predicted model, not a curated record.